UGAGGUGCAGGCUGUGCAGUCAUCCCAGCAGCAGCAGCAUCAGUGAGUCUAUCUGUGAGUAGUAGCUUUUAAGGGGGGGAAUCUGGACACCCUCCCUGAACUGAAAGGGACCCUCUGCAGGCAGGCCGUGCUUCCUACUCCUCUCAAUGUGCUUGUUAGCAAAUGGAAGCAGAGGUGGCGAGCCUCCAGAGGAUGGCCGACAUCAACGGCAACAAUAAGAUCGCCAACGCGGAGCUGGAGGUGCUCAAGCUCCAGGAGCUGGUUCGAAAACUGGAGAAGCAGAACGAACAAUUGCGGAGCAGAGCGAACAACGCGGCGAACAAUUGCUCCGUCGGCCCUCAUCUCCAGAGCCCGCUGCCGUGUGCGCACGGCGCCGCGCCGUGUCUGGCGGACGGCUUCUCCCGUAAAUACGACGUUACGAGUCCGACGCGGACCCACCGGUGUUUCUCCCCGCCGCCGCGGGCAGCAGCAGCAGCAGCAGCCGAGGAGGUGUUCGCCUAUUUCCAGCCGAGCUCCGCGUCUCCUGAUGCCGCGGAGGGCAGCGCGACCGUGCUGGAUGAGGUGGAUGUUUUGGACCUGAACGCGGUGCUCCCCGUUGGAGAGCCCGAUAGCUGGCUGUAUGUGAAUCCCAGAGCAAAGCCACCCAGCAAAGGCAUGCUCAGCCCUCUCCAGUGGUGCAGGCAGGUCCUGGACCACCCUGGGCCGGAGGUGGAGCUGGCUAAGAUGACGCUGUGCCACAGGCUGGACCAAGCGAGGCGGUGGCGAGGGCUGUCCUCUGUCCGUCCAUACAGCUGCAUAGAGGGACUCUCCACCCUGAGCUGUCCCGUCCUGCCUUACACUAAACCUGCUGCACUAACCGAGGCCCGAGGCCCGCUGCCGUCAUCAGGCCCGUCUGUCGUCCAGCCAGCUCCGCCUCCCAGGGCCAGCUGUAGCCUCAGCGACAGAGCGCCCACCUUCCUCUCAAACUCAGCCCUCCACCACGCUGGCCGCCGCCAUGCAGCCAUCACGCCGCAGUCUUCAGUGGACAGUGACGUAGGCGUCUCUGAGCUGGAAGAGGACUCCAUCUCCAUGAGCUACAAGCUGCAGGACAUGACCGACGUGGAGGUCAUGGCACGCCUCCAAGAGGAGAGCCUCCGACAGGACUACGCCUCUACCUCAGCCACGGCCGGCCGUCGCAGCUCCAGCUUCUCCCUGCACACCCUCAGGCGCUGCGAGGUGGACCUGGAGGAGGAGGACGAGGAGGAGGAGGACGAGGAGGGCUACGACCAGCUGCCGCCUCCGCAGCCUCGACUCUUUCGCACCAGCUCUAUGCAGCGGGGCAGCAUGCCCCACUCUCACACCUUCUCCAGCUUCAGAGACUGCAGGCGCAGCUCGGCCAGCCCUCAGUUCCCACUCAGCGGACUCUCUGCGCUGUCUGGAUCCUCCGGCCUGAUCGCGGACACGCACGCAGCCUACAGGGGCAGCACAGACAAGCUACAGAGGAGCAUGCCCAACCUGAUCCGAGCUCCCAGCAUGCCCAGUGUUCCCAGCGUUCCAUGCCUGGCCUCUCCUGCCAACCCACCCUCCAACGGCCCCUCCUCUUUACCAUCAAUGCCCUCCCUCCGGAGCAGCCAGAGCUUUGACUCGUCCACCGGGCUCCUCCGACUCCAGUCCUCCAUCCCUUCUCCGAGCCAGCUCAGUCAGCGAGUGCACAGUGUCGGAAACUUCUCCAGCACUCCCCGGCAGCAGCUGAAAGCCACAGCCUACGUCAGCCCGACCGUGCAGCAGGGUCCCACCUCCGCCUCCCUGUCCGCCUCCGCCAGUCUGAGCUCCAUCCCGAGCGGCACAGCGCUUCCUCAGCCCCUAAAAGCCGGCGCCAGUUUGCUGCCGCACGCCCUGAAAGGCGGCGCCAACCAGUCGGCCGCCCCGCGCAGCUCGCUUCCUCGCCCGGCUUCCCUAGCGGGACUGAGCGGACUUCCACGUGCGAGUAAAAUCAUGCAGCCCACACGCAGUUUGCUCGCUGCUCCAAAGAGCCUGGCUGCUCUGAGCGCCCUGAGGGACGGCAGCUGGAAAGACGGCUGCUACUGAACCCAGACGGAGGGAAGUCUGAAGGCUGCACAGGGUUUCUUUGCAGGGGGACCGUGCUGAUUUAAAAACGAUGCUGCCAAGAGGUCCCAGAGAACGUGACUGUUAACAUGAACACAUGAAAAAAAAACAAAAAAACUGAAGUGUGGAUCCAGCAGGCUGGAUCUAUGCUACCUGCUUAAACACUGAUAACACACUGAUGACAACAGGCAAUACUCUGAUAAUAAGAUAAUAAAUGUGAAGAAGAAAAAUGAAAUCCUCUUUAUUAUUUUCUUUUUUCUUUUUUUUGAGUUUUCAUUGCUGAUAAUUACAACUGUCUUUCAUUAGAAGGGCAAUUUCUCUCAACCCUAAAGCUUUUGUACACGCUUUGAAUGAUUUUCUGUGGUUCUUUUUGAGAAUAUUAUUAAUUUGUCAUUCUGUGGUAUGGUAUAUAAGAAGAUCCUGAAACUGGAGUGACGUUCCUGCCUGUUAAAAAGUGCUGUGUUUCUUGAUAGUUCUGUUUUAUGGCUGGACCUUGCAGCACUUUAGAUGAGAACCGUGACUCACCUGUAAAAGUAAAUUGUCUGCUUUGUUUUGACAUCGAAUCUAAUGUUCAUUUGUGCCAGUGCACACAGUGCUACUUUUCUUUUAAUUUUCUGAAUUUACAUGAUGAAGUCUAUCAAGUUGUUUGACAAACCUGAUCGCUGCAUUAAUAUUGCACAUGCUUUUUAUGGAUCACAACAAAACAAGAGGGGCUGGAUUUUUAAAAACGAAUAAAUCAUUUCAAAGCA
Messenger RNA from Fundulus heteroclitus (mummichog), 2834 nucleotides. It is a transcript of the gene slain1a, whose product is annotated as SLAIN motif family, member 1a. The record is from RefSeq and is a predicted model, not a curated record. Bases 163 to 2067 code for a protein of 634 amino acids. The transcript has 9 exons. Gene Ontology annotation, biological process: positive regulation of microtubule polymerization; microtubule nucleation; cytoplasmic microtubule organization. Gene Ontology annotation, cellular component: microtubule plus-end. Lineage: Eukaryota; Metazoa; Chordata; Actinopteri; Cyprinodontiformes; Fundulidae.